Molecule: messenger RNA, 2766 nt
Organism: Saccharomycopsis crataegensis
Lineage: Eukaryota; Fungi; Ascomycota; Saccharomycetes; Ascoideales; Saccharomycopsidaceae
Gene: LHS1
Product: Hsp70 family chaperone LHS1
Exons: 1
Coding region: 1-2766 (921 amino acids)
Biological process (GO): endoplasmic reticulum unfolded protein response
Cellular component (GO): endoplasmic reticulum chaperone complex
Molecular function (GO): ATP-dependent protein folding chaperone; ATP binding
Source: RefSeq, a predicted model, not a curated record
AUGAAAUUCUUAAGUAUCACAUACUUCGUGUUCAUACUAGCGUCAGUGGUACAAUCAGCGUUAUUGGGGAUCGAUUAUGGUGGAGACUUUCUUAAAUCAACCUUAAUUGCCCCAGGUAUCCCGUUUGAAAUCGUGUUGACUUUGGAAACCAAGAGAAAGGAACCAUUGUCGAUCGCAAUGAAACUGAUUGCUGACUCCAAGAAUGAAUUCGAAAGAUUUUACGGCUAUGCCUCGACCCCGAUCUGCUCACGGUUCCCAGAAACUUGUGUUACUGCCUUGAAAAGUCUCUUGGGACAACCAUAUUCCAACCAAACUUUGAUCGAACAUUACAGUUCUAUGCAUCCUGGUGUUCAAAUGCUCGAGAAUGAGAAACGAGGCACUGUGGAUUUCCAAUUUGACGACGGCUCAGUUUACCAAAUUGAAGAAAUCAAUGCCAUGGUUCUCUCUCACAUCAAAGAUCGGGCCCAAAAGUUUUUGAAGCAAGAAACUGGAAGCAGUUACUUGUCCGAUGUGGUUUUAACCGUUCCAUCAUACUUCACCUCGAGUCAAAGAUUGGCAUUGAUUAAUUCUGCUAACAUUGCAGGCUUUGUCAAUGUUCGGUUAAUUGAUGAUGGUGUGGCCGUUGCCGUCAAUUACGCUUCCAAUAAUAUCAAAUUUAACGAAAAAAAGAAGCAGUACCAUUUGAUUUACGACAUGGGUUCCACUUCCACUAAAGCAACGCUAUUGUCUUUUGAAAAGGACGAGAAAUCUUCAGACUCAUCAAUUGAAGUCUUGGGUUAUGCCGUUGACCAGUCUUUGGGAGGUGAACAUUUUACCAAAACUAUCUUCGACCUUCUCAAGACCAAGUUCCUUGAGAAGCAUCCGAGCGUUGAUGCUAAAGCUUUCACUAGCAAUAAAAAAGCCAUGAAUAAGUUAUGGCAAAGUGCUGAAAAGACCAAAUUGAUUUUGAGUGCCAACAAUGAAGCGUCAUCCUCGGUCGAAUCUCUAUAUAACGAUGUUGAUUUCAGAGCGAUAAUAAGUAGACAAGAGUUUGAAGCUGCCAAUGCCGCUUCAAUUGGGAGAAUCAUUCAACCAGUUUUGGAAUCCUUGGCAAGCGACUUGAGCUCCUCCGGCAAGAAAUUCGACAUCAAGCAACUUGAUUCAAUUCUUUUGUUUGGUGGCUCCACCAGAGUCCCAAUGGUUCAAAAAGAGUUAGCCAAUUUGGUUGGUAAAGACUCGAUUUCUAAAAACGUUAAUUCUGAUGAAGCCGCAGUUCAAGGUGGUACAUUGAGAGGUGUGGUGUUAUCUAAGAUGUUUAGAGCCAAAGAAAUCGGCGUAACUGAACACUCUCUUUAUGAUUAUGAUAUGGAUUAUUCUGUUGAUGGGAAGAGCUCUAAAAAAAUUUCGGUUUUCCAAAAGGGAUCUAACUUGGGUAAUGUCGUGAAGAUUGAAUUAGGCAAUUUGAAAAAUAUUGAUAACAAGGAGUUUGAAAUUAAUUUAUACGAAAAUGAUGAAUUAGUGGAAACUGAUAAGUUCAAAAAUGCUAAAUCGGAAAUCAAAAAAGCCGUGGACAAAUUAUCUAAAGAGUAUGAUUUGGAAAAAUGUAAAAAAGAUUCUGGGUUGACAUAUGAUGCUUAUUUCACCCUUGACUAUAGCAGACUCUUUGAACUCAAGAAUGUUACUGCCAGUUGCUCGUCCGAAUCCAACGGAUCUAAAGGGUUUUUGCAAGGUAUUUUACUGAACAAAGAUGAGGAGGAAAUCGACGAAGAUGCUAAUGAUACUAAUAGCACGGAACCUGCCAAGUCAAAGAGCAUCAAACCAAAGAAAUUGAACACAAUUGUUAGUCAUUCUAAAGAAUACCCAGCGAUCAAGCCAUUAACUGCCAUUCAAAGAGAUAGUUCUGAAAGAAAAUUGAGAGACUUGAGUUAUAAAGACCAGAUUAGAGUUCAAAAGACGGAAUUGAUGAAUAGUCUAGAAGGUGAGCUUUAUUCACUCAGAUCAACCGUUGAUGAUAUCAUUGAUGAAAUUGGGGAAGGAACAUCGAAAAAAUUCACUAAUAAGGAAAUGAAAUAUGUCAAGGCAUUCAAGCAAUUGAUAAAUGAUUACUUGGAAUGGUUAGAAGAUCAAUCUUACGGGAAGGGCUUAAAAGACUUGAAGACAUCGUUCAUCAAUAAGAAGAUUGAAAAACUAAAUAUCAUUGACAGUUAUUUAAAUAACCCUAUCGGGGCAAAACACUUUACUGUCCUUGCUAACCAAGGAACUAAGGUUUAUGAAGAGUUCAGUGCACUUUCCAAGACUUUCUCUGAUGAAUUCGAAGCAUUAUCACAGACUUAUUUGGAUAAUGAUCUUACAAUCCAAAAUUUCGAAAAAGACAGCCAAAAAAUUUCCAAGAGUGCCGUUUUGAAGAUUGAAGAGUUGAAUCUCGAAAAAGAAAGUCUUAAUUUUGUGGAAACUUUAGAAAAAAUUGAUGAAGUGAUCAAUGAAUUAGAAAGUACUGGGGAAAGGAAUGGUGAUGACGAUGAUAUUUCUACUGAAGAUGCUGAACAAAUUUUAAAGAGCUUCCGGUUAUAUACUACCACAUCGUCUAAAAUUGUCGAUUUACAAAAAAUGAUUGCCAAAAUUGAAAAAGAACAAAGCCGUCGUGUCAAACAAUUGAAGAAAAUGAUGGACAGCCGAUUGAAAAAGAGAAAGGAAAAAUUGGAAAAGACUGAUGACGAUAGUACUUUAGUUGAGUCAAGCGAGCAAGACAAACCGACAGAAGACCUGAAUGCUCAUGAUGAAUUAUGA